Cryptosporidium ubiquitum is the source of this 4947-nucleotide messenger RNA. RefSeq lists its product as uncharacterized. The coding region runs from base 1 to 4947 and encodes 1648 amino acids. NCBI's taxonomy places the organism in Eukaryota, Apicomplexa, Conoidasida, Eucoccidiorida, Cryptosporidiidae. The record is from RefSeq and is a predicted model, not a curated record. The transcript has a single exon.
AUGGAAAAUUUCAAUUCAAUUCCUGUAGUUAAUUAUCGAGGUAAUUAUCCUGGCCAACAAAGCUUUACAAAGACUAAUUUCGAUGAAUAUGAUAGCUCUGACUCAGAAAGUUUAUUUUCAACGAUAGGACCUACUAAUUCAGUUAAUGUUAAAACAUCAGCAAAGAAUAAAACUUAUAAUGAAAGAGACAGAGAAAAGGCAAAAAGAUAUUAUAUACAAUCAACGCUGGAGGUAAAUAUUGAUAAUCAAUACCCUGUAGAUAAUAUAGAAAUAUAUAGGCAAAAAAUUUUUCCAUUUCAACUGUCACCCAAUAUUUCUCUUGUAAGCCCAGAGGAAAAAAAAAGUAAAGGUUCUAGAAUUUCCAAAGUUUGGCAAGCUCUAUCAAAUUCCGAACCAUCAAUUAUUGGUAUUGUAAGAGGAAAGGGAUAUGUUUAUACUCUUCCGGAGAGCAUAGAUUUAUUAUUAUUUAUUACGUUUUCUCUUUUAUUCAUGAUGAGCAUUCUUUUUUUUAAUUCUUCAGGAAAUGUCAAACAUUCAAUUUAUAAUAUGUUGUCACAUCAAACAUUCAGUUUUCAAUCUUCUUUAGAAUCUGAAUGUCUUGGCCUUCCUGAUAAAAAUGGGCUAAGUAGCUAUUAUCAGGUUUACUCUAAAAAUUUUACGCAAUAUAUUAUGGUGCCUAAUAAAGAUAUUUUCUUUAGUUCAUUGAAUGAAAACGUUGUGUUUCCAUGCGGAAGAGGAACAAUAAAGGAUGUUGCAACUAUAGCAGAUUAUUUGAGAUGGAUUGCAUUAGUAUUAUUUCCUUCAUUAAUUGAUUUCAAAGGAACAAUGAAUUCAGCACUUACAAGCAUUGUAAAAAUUACAACACAAUUUAAUAAUGGAACAGAAUCUGAAUUAGAAUACGUCCAUAAUAAAGGAGUUUUAAAAGGAAAUAAUAUGUAUAUAUAUCCUUAUGACACUGAAUCUGCUCUUGAAUUUUUGGACAAUAUUGUAGAAAUGAAUUAUUUUAAUCAAUCUGAGGUUUCAAGUAUCAAUACUCGUUUUUUCGUUUAUAAUCCUUUUAUUGGAAUAAAAACAUCAGUUAUUAUUAGUCUUGGAAAUUCUUAUAUUACUGGUUAUUAUGAUUCAAAUCUUGAUGUAAGAUCUUUAUUGAUAAAGACAAAUUCAUAUUCAUAUAUUUUUAUGGCCCUUGCACUUAUUUCUGGAUUCUUUGGUUUCUUUAGACUCUUUACACAUAAAGAUGUUAUAUUAUCUCCAUUAAUGACAAUGAAAAGUUCAAUGAACCGAAUGUUUGCAUUGCUAUCUUCUUUACUAAUAAUUACUUCUGUAAUUACAUAUAUGUGUAUUUUUAUUCCAAUAAAUUGGUUAUGGACUGAAGAUAUUUCUUUAAAAUACUCUAAAAUUUCCUCAAUACACGAUGAUGGAUUAGAUUCCAAUUUUAUGCAACAAUCAACUCAUUUCGAAUAUCUAGCUGCUUGCGAUAUUCUAUUCAGAACUUCGGCUAGUACAAGUCUGAUAUUCUCACUUUGGGAAUUUUUCUGGUUUUUAUCGAUUAAAAUAUCUCGAAAGCAUGCUACCUCAAUUACCGUUGUCGUAAAGAAAGUGACUUUUCCUAUAAUUAUUGGGGCAAUGUUGUUCUUAUUCUUUAUUUACAGUUAUGCAUUGGUGGGUUUAAUUUUGCUUGGAGAAUACACAUCUGUGUAUUCUACGGUUAGUUCUACGUUAUUCCAUAUGUUAUUAUUAAUUAUAGGAAAAACAGAUGAAAUUUGGAUGUUAUUAAAUGAAACAAAAAUCUUUGCUGGAUUUUUUUUUAUACCUAUUAUUUGUAUUUUUGGAUUUAUCUUACCUAGUUAUAUUUACGCUUUAUUUUGCCAUAUAUACAACUCGACGAUUGAUACAGUUGAAUGGUGUUGGGAUAAUUGUACCAAAGAUCUUAAAAUAAAUAUUCAAUCUUCACCAUGGUAUAUAGAAGAGAAUUCAAUUUAUGAAGGGGAUUCUCAAGAAAAUCAUGAUUUGUCUAGAAUAAAAGCAGACGAUUUAAAAAAUGGAAACGACUCUCAAGAAGUAAAUAUAAUUAGUUACGGAAAUAAUCAGAUAAACGAUUUAUUUUUUGUCAGAGACAGAUAUUCAAAUUUUAUGGCUCAGUCAACAGUCUUUGAAAGGCUCUAUGAAAUUUUUUUUUCAAGAAAAAAAUACUUAACUUUUAAGCAAAAGAAAGAAAUUGAAAUGAGCAAAUUUGAUUCAUAUGAACAGACCAGAAAAAUCUCGAGCUUAAACACAGUUGGUGCUAAUAACUUAGAUAAAUCUUUGUCAAACUCAGUAAAUAAUAAUGGAGCAAAUACAAGGAAUGAACUUAUUAAACAUCAAAGCCAGAGUGAAAUUUUAAACGGAAAUGAGUAUGGCACACUAGUUACGAGGUCAAUACAUGAGUAUUAUUGGUCUAUUUUCAAUUAUGGUAAGGCAAUUUUUUCAAAUCCAGGAACUAUUUCAAAUUAUGAAAAUAACAUCUCGAGUACUAGCCAACAGUUAAUGUAUAGAAUGGUCGGAACAAUGGAGGCUUCUGUUGAUAUGACACAGUUCUUAAUUUCGAAAAGCAGAGAUUCUGAUUAUUCGAAUUCUAUAGGUUUAAAUGAUCAAAACGGACUUCCUCUUUUAGUUGGUAAUGUAAUGGCUGACUCUCCAUGCCCAAAUAUGGAAAAUCUAUUAACUUUUACAGAAAAAGUCAACAAAAUAGGAGAAAGUAUUUGGUUUGGGGUUUUGUUGAUUUUUAUUUUAAUUAUUAUAAUAAUUUUGAGUAUUUUUGAGUUUAGAAAAGGUAUUUUGGGCGAUGAAAUCAAUUCAGUUUCUUGGAAUCAAUUUCAAACUGAUGUUAAUAUAAAUAUGAUGAAACCAGUUUUUGCAACUGGUGAGUUUGACUUCAUUAGAUCAAAAACUCCAACAAAGUUCAUUUUAAAUCCUGUAAGACUGAAUUUAUCAACUUCUGUAACCCCCAAUGAAAUUUCAUAUUGGAUUUCAAUGUCGUCUUUAAGAGUGAUAUUUAAUUCAACAUCAGAAUAUCAAUACAAAGUAAUAUUUCCGAAUCUUAAAAGUGGAAUCCCUGAUCCAAAAAUAAUAUUUGAUCAGAAUUUACUUUACAACGGGGGAGCCCAAAUCGGAGUUGUAUUAAGAGUCGUCACAAUAACUGAAAAUAGAACGGCAGACAGAUACAUCGAUGGGUCCAGUUCUGCUGACGAAUUAUUUAGGAUGGUAGGAAUAGCAGACAAUUUUUUUCAUUCGUAUGAUGAUAAUGACAAAAAACUAACCGAAGAAUUAAAGAUGGAAUUAAUUGAAAAGGGAAUUGAUGACUAUCCGUUUUUUUAUAAAAAAGUGUUGCCUUUAGAUGACUAUUCAACCUAUUUUGAAAAUAUUUAUUCAAACAUUUAUGAACUACUGCAUUACCCGAAACUUGUAUAUUUGGAAGUUUUAUUACCAUCACUACUGAUAGAAGACCAAUCAUUUAAUUAUGUAAGAAUUGUAUUAACUCGAGAUAUAUCGGGAGGAAUUAGCAAAAAGCCAUUAAAUGUUUUACUCAGUACAAAAAAUAGUCAAUUUGAUUUAUAUUUCAAGAUUUCACUUGAAAUUGUAAUUUUAUUAUUAAUAAUUGGUUAUUCAGUUGUUUUUUCUUUAGAAUGCAAGAAGUUUAUUAAGAUUUACAGAAAUUCUCCCGAAUCUACUGGAAGAAAAACAAGAUCAGCACUUUUUUGUUUCUUCAACUAUAUUUUUACAGAUUUAUCACGUGCUCAUGAUUUAGUCAUAAUUAUAAUGAUAAUUGUCAGGUCAGCAGUUUACUUCUCAAUAUUUUACUAUACAAUGGUAUUAUUUAAAUCUGAACUGAAUACUAACGACUUAGAUAUGGUUUAUGAAUUAUCAGUAAAACUUUCGUACAUUAAUGCUUCAAUUAUUUGGAUUUUUGUUUUACGACUAUUUGGGCAAUUCUCUUCUAUUUCAAGCAAUUUUAGGUUCCUUGUAUUUUCUUACAGACGGUCAUUUUUACCUCUAUUUUUAGUAUUCAUUUUUUUGGCUUUGCAAUUUAUUGGAAUCUUAGUUGUGAUUUUCAUUAACUUUUCAAGCUGUAAUGGUGAAUUUUCAGACUUUUUUGGGGCCAUUUCUUCAACAAUGAGUUUAUUUGUCGGGAAUUUUGACUUUUAUGAAGCAUAUGAAUGUUCCAGCAAUCUAACCACUAUUGUGUUAGUUCCACUGUUGAUAGCUGUUUAUUAUAUUAUUAUGCCAGUUCAGACUGUUAUUAUAUUAAGAAGUCUUUGGCUUUCAAAGAAAGAAUCUACAGACAUUGACAGGAUUUUUAAGAUAGUAGUGGAAGGUAGAAAUAAAAGAAACUCCGAUGAAUAUAAAAAGUACAUUAAACAUAUUACUGGUAUGAAUGCACAAAUAAGUGAACGUGAAAUAUGGGAUAAUGCUGGGAUAGAUUAUGAUGAAGAUGACCCAAUAGAUAGAAAGAUGUACGAAAGAAAAUAUGAAAAUGAUGUUUCAAAAGUUGAGAUACCGCCUCCAAAAAUUGCUGAACUUACUGAUGAACAAUGGGACGCAUCACCUGACUUUAUAAAAGAGUGGGCUGAAUAUGAAGCCGAAAGUUUUAUAGAUAGAUUUAGAUGUUUAGAAAAUGAAUUUAAAAUGAAUACAAGCUCAACAGGAUAUUAUUCACAGUUUGUUUUCAAAUGGGAAAAUUCUGUUUAUAAAGAGUUGCAACUCCUUGAAGUCACAACAAACGAGGCAGAACAACUACUAAAAAGAUUACAGAGGGCUAUAAAGGGAACUGCAAGUAGAGUAAGAAUUAGUCAAGCGCUUCAGACAAAUAAUCUAGAAGCUGUGAUUAGAGAAAAAGAAGAAGAGAGAGAAUCAAAAAGGGCAUUGCUUAAGGCCAGGAAAAACAGAAAUAUUUAUGAUAAUAAUUAA